Molecule: messenger RNA, 1964 nt
Organism: Betta splendens (Siamese fighting fish)
Lineage: Eukaryota; Metazoa; Chordata; Actinopteri; Anabantiformes; Osphronemidae
Gene: marveld3
Product: MARVEL domain containing 3
Exons: 3
Coding region: 162-1202 (346 amino acids)
Cellular component (GO): membrane
Source: RefSeq, a predicted model, not a curated record
GUCUGUCUAUUUGCUGGCCUCGGCGUUGUGAGAUCGAAUUUAUAAUUUAUUACGUCAUAUUACAAUGUGCGACUCACCUAUUCUUCUGCGGGUUGUUUUAUGAAUACAUUGAAUAAUAAAUCUUCCUUCCCUGCUGCCUUUAUGUUCACCUUGUCCGCUAUAUGUAUAUAGCCCAGCUUUGUUUACUAGUUUGUAAUGAGAUUCCGACCAGUAAUCUAAUUUUGCAGACAUACUGUGAGAAGAUGCCACAGAGGGACAGGCGCCCCCACGGCAGUGAUAUGUAUGCAGAGUACAAGAGCAGAGUUUGGGACAAUCCACAAAACAGUGACAAUCUGCACAAUGGGAGAGGUCAUAACCAUAGGUCACGAGAUCAGAGAAGAUCUGCAGGUGGCAGUGAGUCCAAAACAAACAGACACAGGGACGUGACAAGUGACUCCCACAAUGAGCCACAUGUUUACAGAAACUAUCACCAAGAAGAAGCCCCAGGAAUGUCCAGAGAGACGUCAGUGUAUCAGUCUGACAGGGAGUAUUACGAGCAACCACACAGACAAGCUGUGUACAACCUCAGAUACGUCCUAACCAGCAGAGGGCUCUGCCAGGUCAUGGAGCUGUUCGUGAAUCUGCUCCUCGUCAUCUGUGCAGGAAUUCCAUACAGCAACAACGUGCCGUACCGCGACGUGGCCAGCCUUGGUGGACUCUACUAUUACUACUAUGGCGGAGCCAGCGCUUUCACUGGAGCUGAGGCGGAAAAAGUAAAGACUCUGGACCAGCAGUUCUUCCAGCUGAGGCAGCCGCCAUACGUGUGCACUAUGGCGUGUGGUGGGGUUUUAAUGGUCUACGUCUGUGCCAUGCUUGCCCUGGGGAUUUUCAGAGUCACUUACCGCUGGCCCCCUGUGCUGCUGGGGGAGGCUCUGCUGAACCUUCUCAUAGGCCUUGGCUACAUCCCCGCCCUUGCAUUCUACUUUAUUAAGGUGCAGGAAGCUUACAAUAACCCCAUUUGUUCAGAGAGAGACCAGAUGUACAAGAGCAAAGGGCUUAAUGGUUAUGGGUGCCAGUUUAAUGGGGCAGAUAUCGCAGGAGGCCUCUUUGGGGUGUUGGGGGUGUUUGUUUUCAUCUUUGGUGCAGUGUUAGCUGUCAGAGCUUUUAGGUCAGUGCGUGAGCUUAAGGAGCAAAGGAGGACAAAUGAGGACAAUAAUCUUUAAUCAGCCUUUUCUUGGCAUUUUUGAACAAAUAUCCAGUUACAAUUUCUGACAAAUUAAUUAUAUUGGAUAUAAAUAUUUGCUGCUUUUUACAUUUGCUGCUUUUUUUAUUAACUUUUUAUGUUUUAGUUUUAUCUUGCAGAAAAUGUUUUAAUUCUACUUUUCAUUUAAAUGGGUACUGUUACAUUUGUCUGAAACCAUACCUUUGGUCAUACAGUAGUCAUUUGGUCAAGAAAACCACUUGUUUGAUCAAUCGUAAAAUCGUUGUGCAAUCCUUAGAGGCGUCUGUUGUUUGUUCAACUGGCAGGUUGAAACUUGUUACUGAUGUUUCUUUGUAAGGGACCAGUGAUUCUUGUUUUUGGUUUACCUCUCACUUAUUCACAAGCAGAGGAGCUGUCAUGACUAGAGUCAACAUAGAGAGGAAUCAGAGGCCGAAGCUCCAACUCUGUGAUGGCUGGACCAACCACCGGAUCCACAGCUCUACUGGAAUUUGUUAUUUUUUCUACAUGAAAAUGUGAUGUGCUUUAAACCUGGAGGUUCUUACAUAGUCUUUGUUUAUUUGUAUGUGUAUUAGUAUUAUAUUAUAGUAUUUUUACUAUACACUGGAGAAGUUGCUGCCUCACAUGAAACAUAACUGCACAUAUUUACUUGAGCUUUGCAUAAUUCAGUGUGUGAUCCAAACUUGUUCGACUAACCAAAAGGAGCAACAACACUGUGUAACACUGUUAAACCAAUAAACUAUCACAUUUUUAACUAUCCAAAGAA